CGUCUCCGAUCCUCGGUCUUUUGCCAUGUCGAGAGUGGACACGAUGACUCCAAGGUCGAAGAUCCAUCUCGGCCCGCUUGGGUAAUCCAGGAAUGGGAAAGCCGUUCGAUUGGUUGAGGCUACUAUCGGACUAACAAGUCGUGCUUUGUCUCGAUCGACCGCCUUUCUUGUGUCCCAUUCCAAAUUUCUUCAACCCGCCUCUUCUCUCCUUCAAUCUGAUUUCUCCAUGCUCUAUCUCGUGCGCUUCUCUAUGAUCUCGUCUGUCUCGUCUCACCAAUUAUCCCACCGGUCCGAGAAAAUCAUCUCUCCUCCCGUAGAGACACUAGAGAUCAAACUUCCGAAGGCUUAUCCAUCACCAUGACGUGUGAAACGCCCUGCGCCGAUUGCUCUUCGGCGUGCGCCGAGCGGCCCCUUGUCGACAUCGAAGACUACAAGGCCGAGCUGUCCAAGUUGCGCGCUCGGUCUAAGGCGCUGGAAGAACAGUUAUCAGAGCUCACCGUCGAAUCUUCCGAUAGUGGCAAGGGCAAGGGCAAGGGCAAGGGCAAGAGCGAGGGCAAGGGCAAGAGCGAGGGCAAGAGCGAGGGCGAGGGCGAGGGCAAAGGCAGGAGGUUAAGGUCCGCAGAAUGGUUCAACCGGACCGACGAACGAGGUCUGCAUUUGGUCUAUAUGGAUCGUUACCUCAACUACGGCCUCACCAAGGAAGAACUGUCCUCGAAUAAACCCAUAAUCGGAAUCGCCCAAUCUGGCUCCGACGUCUCCCCUUGCAACAGGCAUCACCUCGAACUGGCCAAGCGCGUACGGGAGGGUAUCAGGACGGCCGGUGGCAUCGCCCUCGAGUUCCCCACCCAUCCCAUUCAGGAGACCACGCGCCGACCCACCGCCACCCUUGACCGCAAUCUGUCCUACCUCACACUGGUCGAGCUCCUCUACGCUUAUCCAUUCGAUGGCGUCGUGCUGCUGACCGGAUGCGAUAAGACCACGCCGGCCUGCCUGAUGGCCGCCGCCACCAUGAACAUCCCUGCUAUCUGCCUCAACGUCGGGCCCAUGCUGAACGGCUCGCUCCAAGGCGAAAGAGUGGGGUCCGGCACUAUUAUCUGGCGCGCCCGGGACCUGUACACCGCCGGUCAGAUCGAUGCCGACGAGCUGACCGACAUGGUUUGCAGUGGCACCCCAUCUCCAGGCCACUGCAAUACUAUGGGCACUGCUUCCACCAUGAACGCCCUCGCCGAGGCCCUGGGAAUGGCCCUGCCGGGGUCCGCCGCCAUCCCGGCCCCUUACCGCGAGCGCUCCCAGAUGGCCUACCACACCGGCCUGCGGAUCGUCGACAUGGUCCGCGAGGAUCUUAAGCCCUCCGACAUCAUGACCCGCGCCGCCUUCGAGAACGCCAUUGUCGUCAACACUGCCAUCGGCGGCAGCACCAACGCCCCGAUCCACCUCAACGCCGUCGCUAAGCACGUGGGCGUGCCGCUGGACCUCGAUGACUGGGACAGGCUGGGCUACGCCAUCCCCCUGCUCGUCAACAUGCAGCCCGCCGGAGAGAUGCUUAGCGAGGACUACUACCGCGCCGGCGGCCUGCUCGCCGUCAUGGCCGACCUCCUCGAUGCCGGCAAGCUACCCCACCCGGAAGCCGUGACCUGCAACGGCCGCACCAUCGGCGACAAUGUCCGGGGCAAGCACACCUGGGACCGCCGCACCAUCAAGCCGUUCUCCGAACCCAUGAAGGAGAACGCCGGCUUUAUCCAUCUGAAGGGCACGCUGUUCGACUCGGCCAUCAUGAAGACCUCGGUCAUCUCGCCCGCGUUCCGCAAAGAGUUCCUCCAAGAUCCGGCCGACCCCAACGCCUUUGAAUGUCCCGUGGCCGUAUUUGACGGCCCGGAGGACUACCAGGACCGCGUCGAGAAGGCCGCCAUCGGCCGCCGCACCAUCCUCAUCAUGCGCGGCGUAGGGCCCCUGGGGUAUCCCGGAGCCGCCGAGGUCGUCAACAUGCACGCGCCUAGCCACCUCCUCAAGCGAGGGGUGCGGGACCUCCCCUGCAUCGGCGACGGUCGCCAGUCCGGCACCUCGGGCUCGCCUUCCAUCCUCAACGCCACCCCCGAAGCGGCCGACGGGGGGAACCUCGCCCUCGUCCGCGACGGCGAUAGGGUGAGGGUUGACCUCGACAAGCGGAGAGUCGACAUCCUCCUUCCCGAGAACGAGCUCAAGGCCCGGCGGAAGGAGCUGGAGGCCAAGGGAGGCUACCAAAUCCCUCCGAGUCACACCCCUUGGCAGGACAUCUUCCGCAGGGAGGUCGGUGGGUUGAGCGAGGGCAUGGUUUUGAAAAGAGCUGUGCAGUUCCAGAGGGUGGCUCAGAACUUUCCCGCUCCGAGAGAUAAUCAUUAGGCUUGUUUCUGUUCGAGUAUGGCACUGCACUGGGUUGGGUUGGGUUGGGUUGGGUUGGUUAGGCUGGAGUUUUUUCUUCUUUUUUUCUUUUUCGUUUUCGUUUCUUUUUCGUUUCUUUUUUUUUUCUUUUCUUUUUUUCUUCUAGAAAAUAGGACGGAUACGGACGGGGAUGGGAACGAGCAAGGGAUCUUGGGUGGCUAGAAGCGGUGUCUGCCGAGUCGAUUUAGAAUAAUUUUCUUGGGUUGUCUCCUGGUUUCUCUACCUUAAGAUACCUACAUCAUUGUCGUGGCCAGAAAAUAGAAUACGUACUACUGAU
Messenger RNA from Sodiomyces alkalinus F11, 2695 nucleotides. RefSeq names its product dihydroxy-acid dehydratase. Bases 358 to 2379 code for a protein of 673 amino acids. The record is from RefSeq and is a predicted model, not a curated record. NCBI's taxonomy places the organism in Eukaryota, Fungi, Ascomycota, Sordariomycetes, Glomerellales, Plectosphaerellaceae. Gene Ontology annotation, molecular function: hydro-lyase activity. The transcript has a single exon.